Centropristis striata (black sea bass) is the source of this 2521-nucleotide messenger RNA. It is a transcript of the gene tusc3, whose product is annotated as tumor suppressor candidate 3. NCBI's taxonomy places the organism in Eukaryota, Metazoa, Chordata, Actinopteri, Perciformes, Serranidae. The transcript is spliced from 10 exons. The record is from RefSeq and is a predicted model, not a curated record. Gene Ontology annotation, cellular component: oligosaccharyltransferase complex. Bases 49 to 1059 code for a protein of 336 amino acids.
AGCAUCCAUUGUCGGAGACGUGUCUCUCAGUCAGAGCAUCCUUCCGUCAUGGCGUCUGUUUGGGCUAAAUCCUUCGUAAGGCUGCCGGUCCUGUCUGUUUUCUGCCUCUUGCUGCUAUGUCUGCCUCCCGGGGGAGGACAGAAGAAGAAGGAGAAUCUGCUGUCAGAAAAGGUUGACCAGAUGAUGGAGUGGUCCUCUCGGCGUUCGGUCGUCCGGAUGAACGGGGACAAGUUCCGUCGCUUCGUCAAGGCCCCACCCAGGAACUACUCUGUCAUCGUCAUGUUCACCGCCCUGCAGCCUCAAAGGCAGUGUUCUGUCUGCAGGCAGGCGAAUGAGGAGUACCAGGUCCUGGCAAAUUCGUGGCGUUAUUCAUCAGCAUUUUCCAACAAACUCUUCUUUACGGUCGUGGACUACGAUGAGGGAGCUGAUGUCUUCCAACAGUUGAACAUGAACAGCGCUCCAACCUUCAUGCAUUUCCCGGCAAAAGGAAAGCCCAAGAGAGCUGAUACGUUUGACCUGCAAAGGAUUGGCUUUGCCUCAGAGCAGCUGGCCAAGUGGAUUGCAGACCGCACAGAUGUUCAGAUCCGUGUCUUCCGUCCCCCUAAUUAUUCAGGCACCAUUGCUUUGGCUCUGCUAGUGUCGCUUGUCGGAGGUCUGCUGUAUCUGAGGAGGAACAACUUGGAAUUCAUAUACAACAAGACUGGAUGGGCUAUGGCUGCACUGUGCGUCGUUUUUGCAAUGACCUCUGGUCAGAUGUGGAAUCACAUCAGAGGUCCUCCCUACGCCCACAAGAACCCCCAGAAUGGACAAGUGAGUUACAUUCAUGGCAGCAGUCAGGCCCAGUUUGUGGCUGAGUCCCACAUCAUCCUUCUCCUGAAUGCUGCAAUCACCAUGGGGAUGGUGUUGCUAAAUGAGGCUGCCACCUCCAAGGGAGACGUUGGCAAGAGGAGAAUCAUCUGCCUGGUUGGUCUUGGCCUGGUGGUGUUUUUCUUCAGCUUCCUGCUCUCCAUUUUCAGGUCCAAGUACCAUGGAUACCCCUACAGCUUCCUUAUUAAGUAAGAGAAAGGCAGAAGAGGAGGUCAGAGGAUGGCGAAGAGGCGGUAGGUGAGGAGGAGAGGAGUGGAGAAGAUACUUGAAGAGGAGGAGGCAGCGUCACUAUUGAAUCUAGAGUGCAUGGUGGGGUUUCUUUUUUUUGUGUUUUUUUUUUUUAUCGACUCCUGUCUUAAACUCGGCAAGCUGAAUGGAAAAUAAAUUAUUCCUUCUUACACUGGAAAAUAAAGGUGUUGGGCAUGUCUGUGUUUUUGUCAUUUUUUAUGGUUCCUUUCAGAAGCUGAAUAUUCUGUGCAGCUAGCUAUCCCUGUGACUGUGGUGUGUUGUUUUUAAUCCAUGUAGUGGGUCUUAUUUAUGAAGACUGUGUGAAGGGCUUGUUGAGAGGAAGCAGCAGGCUAGAAGGAUGUUUUAUGUUGUAAAAGUUGAACACAGAUGCAGCAAAGUUAAGUUUUUUUAUUUAGUUAGAACGAAUGAUUUUGAACCAGGUGUAAAAUCUCUAUACAUUUUAUCUUUCCAGGUGCCUGUCACAUCUGUCUCUUAUGGUGACAACACAGCUCUUGCAGAUAACGAUGCUAAUCCCAAGCUGUUAAAUUCCUGCUUCAGCUUCUGCUGUAGCUUUGGAGCUCAGUGAGAUUCUGCUUCAUGGUGCGAGCAGUUUUUAAUUGAUAAAGGUAAAAUACAAAUUGCUCGAACAAUGAACACUGUGCAGAUUCAUACAGACACAUAUGGAAUAAAUCCAGCCUUUCAUCACAGGUCGUAGGGAUUCCUCUCUCAGGCGGCAUGUUUACACAGUCUGGUGCCAGACUCUGUCGUAGCUGCUUUAAAUUUUCUUGGACCAGGACCAAAAUAUGUUCUUUCUCUGUAAUCCCUGUAAUCCCACGGAAUACUUAUUGUAUAUCUGUCGGCAAAAUGGGUUAAUUUGUAACUGUCUUCAUCCGUGUAAUCUCACAAAAUGUUUAUUUUACGUGUCUGCAAAAUGUUCAGCGGGUUUAUUUUCAGCUAACAGAAUCAUAGUUCAUGUGGCAUCUAAAACAGCUUGGAGGAGGUUAUAAAAAGCUUGUGGUCAGUAGUAAAUAAAUAGUCUGAAUUGACCAGUAUGAAACAGGGCACACACCCAAGAUGUGAGUGUUAAAGCAACGUCUCCACAGUCUUACUUUUUGCUGCACUAAAUGAACUUCUCCGCACACUGGCAAACAAUCUUAAAUCACUAAUGCAAAAUAGUAACACAUUCACUGAGUUGCACAAGGCUGGCUGCGAGUGCUGUAACUUUUCUUGCUGAAUGUGAGAAGCAUAGGUCAUUUGGAGAAUACAUGCAUUUCUAAUUCUUUCACUUGUGGACUGCCCACUGAAAAACUGAGUGGGCUGGAGCAUUGAUACCAUUUAUGUAACCCUUCUAUGCGUGGGCAGAUGGAGGAAUGGUGCUGCACAUAGACCAGUUUUGACAAAUGUAAUAAAAAUAUUCCCUCUCAGA